AUGUCUGACGAAGAGAUGGAGAAUUAUGCUCCGAGGAGAUCUGCUCGCCUUAAGGGAUCUCUGAAGCGACCUCCGCCGGUAAAAACUGUAAAACAAAGUGGACCCAAGGCUAAGAAGAACAAAAACAAGCAAGUCUUAAAGGAAAAACCGAAAAAAGUUGAAAGUGAGGUAUGGUGCAAGAUUUAAAUUAGUUUUGAGCUUAUUUCUGCAGUGUUUUUGUAUUGUAUUACAUGUCAGUGCCUUCCAGUCUUUAAUCUUUUAUAGUGUUAGUCUGAUUGUAGAAGGAAAGUGAAGAUGAGAAAGAUGAUGACUAUGAGGAUAUGUCAGAAUCUUCGGACGAAAGUUUGAGUGAUUCUGAAGAUCCUGAUUUUUCUUCGAAUGAUGAAAAGGACAACAAAAAGAAUGCAAAAACAGCGUCAAUUAAACAAAAUACUGUCAAAACGGAAAAAGAAACAAAGGUAUGUUGUGAAUAUGUUAUCUAAUUUUGAUUUUAGGGCAGAAGGUCUACGAAUUUUCAAGUAUCAAUGCCACAGUCUUCUAAAAGGUCUAGAAGGAAGGCGGCAGAAGAUAGAGAGGAAAACAAGCCAAAGGAAAUUAAUGUAGAUGUAUGUGAUUUAUCAUUGUUUAAAAGCUAAUUUAAGUGUUUGAAUAGCUAUAUUAUACCUUUUUUCUGCUUUGAACUAAAGCUAUUUUAUCUUUUUAUUUGAUACUAUAUUUUUUAGAUUGAAAUGAGAGAAGAACAUGCAGAUAUAGAGCCAGAUCUUCCUGAACUCGAAGCUCCGAUGCUGUGGACUGAAGUAUUGCAACAGAAGCCCGGAACUUCUAAAACUACGGCUGAUGAUGUUAUGGAUGACAGUGGCACAGAUGAGGAUUCAGAAGAAGAGCAUUGGCACGCUAUCGAAGAAGAGAAGAAGCCAGAGAAGGUGGUGCAGGUCACGUUGAAGAAGGAAGACCUGGAGAGAAAGGAGGAGAAGAUGUUGAGGGCCGAGAUCGAGAAGAUUCUGCGCGAUAGGAAGGACGAGGUCUCGAAGGUAUGACUAUGCACUAGAUAGUUUUAAACGGUAUUAUAUUGGGUAAACACUGUAUUAUAUGUAAUGUGUUCUUUUUUUAUUUUACUGUACGCUCUUUGAUUAAAACCAUGUUUUUAGAUGGUUGUCUUCGGGAUGGCAGCUCAUCUCAACUAUCAAAUGAAGACUUUGAUGGAAGCAGUCAGAGACCCCAACUGGAAGCCAGAUUGGUCGACUGCUCUGGAGGAAAAAGUUGUUUUUGGAGGUUUAAAUGAUGACACUUUGAAGGAGUUCAAAGAAGAAUUGACUCUGUUGGACGACGCCAUCAAGAUAUUGUUACCUAAAAUCAAAUAUCAGUGGAUGUACGUAGACAAGAAAUACCACAGUAAUCUCGACUUAUGCAUGGUAAGGUGUGAUUAGAAGUAUUUCAUUGUUUUGUACUACAUUGUUUGAUGUUUUGCACAUUACUACUUUAUAUUACGUGUUGAUCUUUAUAUUUACAUACAUGUUGUAUUGCAGAUGGUAGCGUCGUUCUUGAUUCGCUCCAAAUUGGAUAUUAGAAUUGGAAUUGCGUUUGAUGUCACUUUGGUGCCACCUUUGAGGGUUUCUAAGAAAGGAAAGUCGUCCUAUUUAGGACCAUUUUACUUUGUAGAGUACUGGUGUGACACUGAGAAGAAGUUUGUGUGUAAGUUUACUACAUUUACAUCUCAUAGUUGUCAUAAAGUUUGGUGCGUUUUACUUCUUAUAGAGUUAAAUCCGAAUUUUAGGUAUCAAUCUGGAGAGUAUGGAGAUUGGAAAGGUCACUGAGCUUGAAAGUACCUGGAAAUCCAAAUGUCAUUAUGUCUUCACUAUUGACCAACGUACGUUUCUCCCACCGAUAGCUUUUGAAACCUACUUAAUUUUAAUAAAAGCUCAUUUUAGGUAUGAAAAUGAAAGACAUGUCUUCAAUUUACUGUAGCGAGUUCUUGAAGUUGGUUUUCAGGAAGGAAAGACAUCUGCCUGAGGUCAUUUUAGAUGUCCUGGAUCAUUUUGUAAGUUGAAAGGACAUUUUUUAUGUAUAUCAUAGUAUGUUAUAUCUUAAAAAUACAAGGUAUAUGUUGCAUUACAUUGUAGAAAGUUCCUGACAGUCCUCGUGAUCUAGAAGAAGAUCAACGAAUCAAAAGGGAAUUGCUUGCGUUACCAAUGCCCACAGUUGUUGCUGAGUUCAAAAACCAUCCACUGUAAGGUCUUUCUCUUAUCAGUUGAUGUCUCUGUUAUGCUUAGACAGAUACACGAUAUUGUUGUAGGUAUGCGUUAGAGAAGGACUUCCUCAAGUUCGAGGCCGUUUAUCCGGCAGACACGAAGCCGGUCGGAGAAGUCAGAGGUCACAACGUGUAUCCACGAGAAGCCGUUCAUGUUCUACAAGGUGAACUCAAUUGGAUUCGUUUGGCGCGACAGAUCAAGGUAUGUCAGCUUGAGUAAUAUAUGUUUGUCAUAUGAAGAUUUUAUAGAUAUUGUAGAAACAGAGAUUUAAUUUUUACUUUCAGGAAGGAGAGAAGCCUUACAAAGUUGUCAAAGCCAGACCUAAGUUAAGUAUUCCGGCAGAUGAGAGAGUGCAACUGUACCUGGAUACGUAUGGGUAUUGGCAGACUGAGCCCUAUGUUCCGCCAAAGGUUAUCAAUGUAAGGCUUUAGUAGUUUACUUUACUGUGCCGUUCAAAUGGAUUCUUAUAAAACAACAAUUAAGGUUGUAGGUAUAUUCCAUGUCUACUGCGAGUAAUUAUAUCUUUGUUAAAAUUUAAAUAUUUUAGGGAAGAAUCCCGAGAAACGAGUACGGUAAUGUGUACAUGUAUCAAAAGAGCAUGGUUCCCCAAGAAUGUGUUCAUAUCAAGCUAUCUGGAGUAUCUAACAUUGCCCGACAGCUCGGGGUAGAUGCUGCUCCAGCAGUGACAGGCUGGGAGUUCAGUGGAGGACGAAACCAUCCAUUGUAAGUUAAUAUCUAUUAUAACUCAACAUAUUUUCAUCUUCUCAUACUUUUCUGAUUGUUAUAUGAGUAAUUCAUUGUUAACCUUGCUUAAGGGUGGAAGGCUGUGUUAUCAUGAAGCAGCAUGAGAAGGCGAUCAGAGCAGCGUGGAGCGAAUGGAAUCAGAUGAAGCAGCAGAAGAAGAUCCAGAAGGCAGAAGACAAGAUGAUCACUUUGUGGAGAAGAUUCGUCAGAGGAAAGCUCUUACUCGAAAACAUGAGAAAGAAAUACAAAAUCCAGUGA
This is a messenger RNA of Bursaphelenchus okinawaensis, 3251 nucleotides long. The record is from the annotation of a GenBank genome assembly. NCBI's taxonomy places the organism in Eukaryota, Metazoa, Nematoda, Chromadorea, Rhabditida, Aphelenchoididae.